Messenger RNA from Vombatus ursinus (common wombat), 8226 nucleotides. It is a transcript of the gene TASOR2, whose product is annotated as transcription activation suppressor family member 2. NCBI's taxonomy places the organism in Eukaryota, Metazoa, Chordata, Mammalia, Diprotodontia, Vombatidae. Gene Ontology annotation, biological process: negative regulation of gene expression, epigenetic. The transcript has 23 exons. Gene Ontology annotation, cellular component: nucleoplasm. The record is from RefSeq and is a predicted model, not a curated record. The coding region runs from base 232 to 8226 and encodes 2664 amino acids.
GAGAGAGGAGGCAGGGCAGCUGGGGGCUCGGCCUCGCGCGGAGGGGAGACGCGUUUGGGCAGGGAGGCCCAUGAAGCCUUAGAAACAAAAGCAGAGACUCGAAGAAGACGCAGGAGAGCCGCCCAGAGCCCCUCGUGGUAUCUGUGGAAAUGAAACACAUCAUCUAGUGGAGAGAAAGAAACCUCAUACUUGAGCCACGAGAGACGGCGUGCGCAUGUUAGGAAGGAAGUAAUGAACCCUAACUGCUCGGGAGAGGAAAUGAACAAUGACCUGGAGACUAUGGAGACGUCGGCAGUGGCAGUAACAGCACCUGAGACAGUUUUUCAGAAAUUAUCAGUGACUUCAGAUUCUGAUUUCCAAAGAGCAAUUUCAGUACUGCAUAGUUCUUACUUGGACUCUUCAUCUGAGAAUGGUUUUCAUUACAGUGAAGUGACUUUGGUGAAAAAUGACUUUUUCUUAAAGGAGUAUAAAACUUUUUAUCAACAAAAGAAAGCAAGUGACUACACUACAGAGGAACUUCGUGAAACUUGUGGUUUUCUUCUGUUUGACAACGAAAAUCAGGCUAAACUAGUGUGUCAACUUGGACUGUGGGUAGGCAGCAGUAGUGUCACUACCUUGGGUGAUCCAACAAAAGGUGUAUAUAUUUCUAAAUAUUCAGACUGCCUUUAUCCAAGACCCUGGUAUCAUGGAAAAUCUGGCUACAUUGUCAUUUUUAAUCUAAUUAAGGGAAAAGUCAAGGCUGUACCUGAGAAUUAUACAACUAACUAUACCGGUCCAUCUUUUGGCUAUGAUUGCCAUGUGGCUGCAAAUAUCAACAAACUUUCUCUCAAGACAAGCCGCUUUCGAGCCUUUAAGCUGAGUCAGUAUUACCUCUAUGAAUUUUUAGGCAACAGUGUUGUUCAACGACCCAGGCAAAUUCUUCCUCACGUAAUUGUAGCUUUUCAGUACAGUGAACCUAACAGGAUGUCAACUUUUACUCAUAAAAAUAUGAUUGACUUUGAUGAUGAAGUUCUCAUCUCCCCCUGGAGAGGGCAGUUAAUUAUUCAGGGACAACUGAUAUGUGAUUUAACACUCUGGUCUCCUUACGGUGCAGUGAUUCCAGCCCAGUUACCCCGGCAACUAGAUGCUAAAUAUGUUAUGGAAGUAUCUACCUUGAAGAAGAAGCUACCAGAAUCUGCUUUUAGAAAAAGCAGUUAUUUAGAAAAAAAAGACUGUCACCAGGGUUUAUACUUCAGCAUGUGCGAAGUGGAAAUAUCGAACAAACAAGGGAAGAAAUUAGAUCAACUAACAGAAUACAUAAAAACUAAAGAAUUGGCAAUUAUCAAAUGUUUAGAAGAUCAAGGGUUUCUUAUUUUGCUUACAUCGUCUGCCUUCCUGUGGGACACAGAUUUUGGUGAUCAACCUGAGAGCCUAUAUGCCUUGUUUUUAUUCCCUUCAUCAUUGUCAACAGGUAGGAAAGAAUCAAAAUGUGAAGAAGACAUUUCUGUGAGAGUUGUACCCAUUUUGCCUACCCUUCAUUAUGCUCUUCUGGAAGCAAAGAAAUUUUUGUCUGAGGAAGAAAUCCAUCCAAAUGUGUUAGUGAAGCAUCAUUUCCAAGAAUUUGCCAAGCUGAACAAAAAUUCUUCAUUGUCUUCCCAAAAUUCAUUUGAAGAACCAGAGUUUUUCCCAUUUGACACACUGUCCAGUGAAUUUAAGUCGGGUCACAGUUCUGAAAAGUGUACUCAGAAGACUUUAACUCGUCUGAAGUCUUACUUUUCAGAUCCUAGUGGUUAUGCUUUGGAAAUAACCACAGCCUUGGAUUUGCUAGCAGGGCAUUCUCCAUCACCUUUUUCUAUUUCUGAUGGAGUCUGUGAUGUUGACUUCUCUCUCUUUAUGCCUCCGGACCCUGAAUUUGUUGACUCAGAGGCUCAAAUGAAAAAUGAAACUGAAAAAAAUAAAUACUCUGAGGGGACAGGUAAGGCUAAUGAGAAUACUCUACAGUUGUGUCCAACGUCAAAUCUGAGAAUCCAGCCGAAAAGAAAAGCAAGUAUGUCCGUUGUGAUGCAGAAUAAAAAGGUGAACUUAUGCCGCCCUUUCUCCAAAAAAACAGGACCUGUAACUACCAUUGAAACCACGGUUAAGCUAGCAAAAGGUCAGUUUCCUCAGAAAAGAAAAAGAGGCGCUGAAGUGCUGACAGCACAGUUUAUACAGACAACAAAAUUGGAUCAGAAAAACCAAGAGACUUCUGUUUCUGAAAGUGUGCCAGUGGUAACUAAUGCUAAAAAGGUAAAAAAACCAGAGACAUCUCCAAUCAAAACUGUGCCAAGGGUUAACCAAGCCAUGAAAAAACCUCCACAGAAACAGAGAGUCAAUAUAGUAAAAAGCAACCAAAAUCCAAGAAUGAGAAAGCAACUACAACCUGCCAAAAGAGAGAUUCCUUCCCAGCCACCAAUUAAAAUUCUGUCAAAUGACCAAGGAAAUGACCAUAGUGAGAAUACAGUUCGACCUGGAAGCACUGCUGUUGUUCAGUCAGGUCUUCAAGAAAGCUGCAUUGGUCACUUUGACUCCCGAGCCCUAAACAUGUUGGCUGACCUAGCUCUAAGCUCUGCUACCUCUGCCACCUCAUCGUCUGUUCACAGAGACCUGUCUUCCUCCUCUGACGUGACACAAAACAAUAUUUUGUUCUGUAAAGAAAAUCCUUUGCAUGGUACUUAUGAUCAUGAAUAUCACAGGCUGGCUAAAAACCAAAGAUGUGCAUUGUAUUCUCUUGAACUAUCCAAGCCAUCUUAUGAACAAACUGAUUCAAGGACAAAUUUGCCUGACAGCCAGAGUGAAAAGAGCUUGACUCAGUAUAGUCAAAUAUCUGUGGCCCAGGAAGCACUUCCUAAAGAGACACUAGAAUCUUCAGAUGAAAGCAAUAGCAAUAGCUCUUUUAUUGCCAUAGAACAUUCUUAUGCCUUACUUACCGCUGAACAUUCAAAGAAACAUCUUCAGCAGCGUGGAACACAAGGUCCUACCUUUGCAAAGAAUGGUACAAAAGGCCCUGAGGCAGGGACUCCCGUGGGCAAAGUGAUGCCAUUUCGGCAUCAGCAUAACACUCCACCUGUUCAAAAGCUUUUGCUGGAUCCAGUCAUAAAACUUAAGAGUCGAUUGUUACCUUCCAACUUAAAAGAAGAUUUUUGUCAUUCUCACACAGUAUUUAGCUGUGAUGGCUCCUUUAAGGUUACUUGUAAGUGUGAAACAGAAUAUGUCUUCAGCUUAGAUAGUAAAUAUACUAAUAACCCACUGGAGAAAACUGUAAUACGAGCUUUACAUGGACCCUGGAAUGCUGAUGUACCAGAUAAUGUAGAAGAAGUGAAGCUUAUUCUUCAUAUGUGGGUAGCUUUGUUUUACAGCAAUCAAAAUAAAGUCAUGCCCUCAGCUCGAAAAGUAGUAGAGCAUAGCAAUCCAGCAAAAUAUGUUUCUAUAAAUAGUACUUUGGAUCCCUUGGAUUUCAGUGAAGUCAGUGAAGAAUGUCUGGGUGUGAAACGACAUUCUAUAGAUUCUCCAUUGGAGUCCAGUUGGACUUCAAGUAGUUCUACUACCACUGGAAUAUUAUUAGCCUGCACCAACAUAAAGCCAUCCACAAGUGGCUUGGAAGAAAGAGCUACUUUAGCAGGAGAGGACCAUCAGGAUGCCCCAGUAUUCCAGAGUACUAUCUGUUCUUCUAAUAAUGAGGUAAUUAGAAAAAGAGUGGAACAGGAAUUACCAAGUAAUAAAGAGACACCUAAUAUUGUGCUUUCCAGUAAUGCAAGUACCCAAACUAGAGAACCUUCUGUUGCUGAUGAAAAUGAAAACACACAGAAAGUUGUCAACUCAAGGGCACUAUCUCAAAAUGGAAUCAACGAUCAGACAAUGAUCUGUGGAACUUCUGUGAACAGAGCUUUAGAAGACAGAGGUGACUCUGUCUAUGAAGCACUGGGCUCAAAAGCCAAUACUUUACAGAACAUUACAGAGCGUAGCAGCUCCAGAAACAAAAUGACAGAGAGUCAGGAAUCAUUAGAAAACAAAGAUGGUGAUUUGGAAUAUGUAAUGAUCAAUUUGGAACCAAUUACUUUCACUUUUGAGAAAAAUGCCUGUCUACCUAUAGAAACAGGAUUUGCAAAUGGAGCUGAUAAAAUACCAGACUCUGAUAGAGAAUCAAUUAAAAAAGUAUCACCUGUUGAAAGUCUUAGACAACAAAUCCCUUUCCGCGAAAUAGCCCAAGUGCAAGGUGCUUCGUCUGCAAAUCAGGAUCUCCAAGACAUUCCAUCUGUGGCAGCAUCUGUAUCAACAGGAACUAAAUACCUCUGUACCUCUUCUGUCACUGGAGAGACUCUUGGUAAGGAAACUGGCUCACUUCAGAAGGAAGUUCCCAUUCCACUGUCAACAUCACCAUCAAGUACAGUGUUAAUUGAGGCAGUCUCAUCAGUUGUAAGUUCUGGUGAUCAGGCAACCUCUGAUGAAAUAAAACUACCUCAGGACACAUUUCUGCAGACUCCAGGACUCUAUAGCAUAUCUUCUGAAGAGGUUAUAGAAUCAUCCCAGGUUGAAGAAAUAGUUUUAACACCUACUUUUGCCCCCUUGAAAAGCAAGCAGACUGCUUCAGCUGGUUAUAUUCCAUCAAGAGCUUCUAAAUUAAACUAUUCUUUAAAAAAGGAGACAAAUGAGAGAGACUUGAACAGUGAAAGAAUGAAUUUUGAAUCUGUUAACUUAGCAUUUACCAAAGAAACUUGCAUAUCUUUGGGCAGAGAGGCAGUCAGCAUAGAGUUAUCAGAUGAUUCCGAUAUUGAACUAGCACUAACAAUAUCACCACCUACAAGUCCUCGAGACCAAGCACAAUGUGAUGAAAUUAUGCAGAUUCAGGCUGUUCCAUUAGAGAAUGUAGAACUUCAAGUUGUAGCUGAAGAAAUAAUUGAGCCAGUAAAUGCAACUUUCCCCAAGAACAGAGAAACUAAUUCUUCUGAUUAUUCCUCACUUCAUACUGCAGUGUUGCAGAAACCAUUAGAAAAUAAAGAAUGUAAAAGAGAUGCUGUGGACCCAGUAACUUUAGUACUUGCUAAGGAAUCAUGUGCACUUGAGAUUGGACAGGAAGUUAAUAUUAUCUCUAACUCACCCUUUGAUGGUGCCUUAAUUGAGCCAGUGUCACCAGCUUCAAUUCCUGAUGAUCAAAUGCCAUCUAAAGAAACACCACUGUCUCAGGAUAUGCCCCUUCAGAUGUUAGAACUCCACAGUACAAUAUCUAAGGAAGUUAGUAAAGCCACCCAGAUUCAGUCAAUCGAUUUAUCUUCAGGAGAAGAAGAUAGUGCGUCUUUUAGUCAUGUUUUACCAGGAAGAAAAUAUACUACAACACAGGAGAAACCAAAAAAGCUUUCUGCUGAAAUGGCUUUGCCCUUCAUUGAUUAUACAACAGAACAAAAAGAAAGUCACUUACUCCUUCAUAGAAGAGCAGCUGAAGACCCUGUGGUUCAAAAUAAGUAUAAUGAUGCUAGAUUUUUCCCAGGAAAUUUUCAGUGUUGUGACACAGCAUUAAACCAGACCACUUCAGUUGCUACGUGUGAGGACUACAAGACCUCUUUUCAAGAAUUGGAAAGAUCAGAGAAUCCUUUGCAACAAACUAGUGAGGAAAACAAGAGUUUGGACUUAACACAUACUGUUUCGGACACCCAUAAAGCUCCACUUUGUCUUAGAAAGUUGAUAGAAAAUGGAUCUGUAGCUGAGAAAAUCCAUUCUUCAGCUGAAUCAGAUCUGACAAGCAAUUCACUGGACCACAAGAAUAGCCCUUUGAACAGUAGGAAGGAUUUACAUGGGCAAAGUGAAUGUGAUUAUUUACAUAAUAAAUCUCUGAAUUCAACUUCAGUUGAUCGAUCUGAUUUUAUACAGAUGUAUACACCCUCAAAGAACCCAAAUAUUUGUAUUUCCAUGGAUGAUGCUUCACAUAAAAGUAGUUCAGGACAACUAAAUGAAGAGAGGUUUCAAGAGCCUGGAAUUUCAGUGGUUAAUAUUCUCAAUAAUGAUGAAAUUAUUUCCACUUUGCAUGAAGAGUCCAUCGAUUUAAAAGGAACUAGCCUUGGGUCAAGCCUCACAAAAGGGGAAGGAAAAACACAGGCUCAUCAAGAAGUUUCAGUAUGUGAAACAAAAGAUCAGUCAAGUGGCAUUUUUGCCACCAAAGAAUCUAACCUGGUGUGCAGUGGUACAUGCCAGAAUGUGGCAAACAUAGCCAAAAACACAGGGGAAGAACAUUCUGCCUUAGCCAUUCAAAAACCUUCUUGGGAAGCCUCUAGAGAGCUUAUAGAACAUGAGAGUGCCGUAGAAGGGAUUGAAACUGAGAAAGAUAUGAAAUCCCCUGAGAGAAAUAUGGACAUGAAUUUGAACACUGAAAUUUAUUAUGAAUCUCUUUCUGGAGAAUCUGACCAAGAAUGUUUUGGGGAUGUUAAACACUCCCAAUUGCAGUUAGAAGAUUCUUGUCCCUUGAGAACCAGUCAUCCCAACAAAGUAGAAGAAGCUACCAUAACUAAUUAUGAUACUCUGAUGACUAGUAGGAUUAUCACAACAAGUAGUGACAUUGAGAGCUGGAAUUAUUCUCAUAAAAGUCCAGUAGCAGAUGAAGGUACCCAGCAAAGAAGCUGUUCAGCUGGAUUAAAGAAAGGAGAUAAGUAUGUGCCCUUUUACAUUAAAAUCCGAGAUCUUAAUGGCACCCCCAGGACUUAUACUAAUUUUACUGUAACUAAGAAGCUCAAAGACACCACUAGGACUUUACAUAACCUGAAGCAGCAUCCCUGUGUUACAGAUCGGUGUGGCUUGAUCAGCUCUUGGACAAGUACCUGGCAGGUGGCUGAUGAUCCUACCCAGAAUACUUUGGAUCUAGAAUAUCUGCGGUUUGCACAUAAGCUAAAACAAACGGUAAAGAAUGGGAAAUCUCAACUUUCUACUACUUCAUCCAGUCCUUUACCAAAGGAAUCACAUAGUCAGACAACUGUUGGAGUCCUUCCCUUGACAAAAGUAACUGAGACUCCAGUUACACAUCCAGCCUCCAGGAGCAGAAGCCCUCUGCUGGUAACAGUUGUGCACUCAGAACCAAGAGAGCAUACCUCAGACUGGCACAAAAAAAGUCAAAAAUAUAGCGACUUUAAUAAUCUUUCCUCUUCCAGGCAAGACAAGGGUAGCCAGAGCAGAACUAUUCCAAAUGCUGAGAGAGAUCCAACCACUUCCUUCCACCUCAAUAAGUUGAAAUAUGAUAGUAAGCUGAAAGAAUCUCGGAACGACAUUUCACUCAUUCUUAGUGAAUAUGCCGAAUUCAAUAAGGUGAUGCUUAAUAAUAGCCAAAGGAGCUACCAAGCUAAGGAUCUGAGUGUUACCUCUGAAAAGACUACAUCGCCGAAAAUACCAGCUUUCCCAAGGAUGGCUUCCUAUGAACACAUGAUUACAGACUUGUGUUCCAAUUUACACGUCAAACUAAAAAGCAUUAUAAAAGAAGCAUGUAAAAGCACCUUCCUGUUCUACCUGGUAGAAACAGAAGAUAGUUCAUUCUUUAUCAGAACAAGGAAUUUACUGAGGAAAGAAGGCCAUAAAGAAAUGGAACCCCAGCAUUUCUGUCAGGCAUUGCAUAGGGAGACUGACACACUAAUAGUCAUCAUCAAAAAUGAGGACAUAUCAACACAUGUGCAUCAAAUUCCUUCUUUGCUGAGACUGAAGCAGUUCUCCAGUGUCAUGUUUGCUGGAGUUGACAGCCCAGGAGAUGUCCUGGAUGGCACCUAUCAGGAGCUGUUUCGUACAGGAGGCUUUGUGGUAUCUGAUGACAAAGUAUUAGAAGCUGUAACACUAGUUCAGCUAAAGGAAAUUGUCAAAAUCUUGGAAAAACUAAAUGCAAAUGGAAGGUGGAAAUGGUUGCUUCAUUAUAGAGAAAGUAAAAAGCUAAAAGAGGAUGUAAGAGUAGAUUCAGUUGCUCAUGGCAAGAAUUUAAUAUUGAAAUCAUACCAAAGUGCAAAUAUCAUUGAAGUGCUUCAUUAUCACCAGUGUGAUUCCAAGUCAUCGACAAAAUCUGAAUAUUUGAAAUGUCUACUGAACUUACAAGUUCUGCACAUCAAUGCUAGGUUUGCUGUGUAUCUAACAGAUAAACUCAAUACCUCCAGAGAAAUAUUUGAAAAUAAUGGAAUCCUUGUUACUGAUAUAAAUAACUUUGCUGGAAUUGUACAAAAAGCAGCUCCAUUUAAAGCAACCUAUUGGUGA